Lineus longissimus is the source of this 3099-nucleotide messenger RNA. RefSeq names its product ARF GTPase-activating protein GIT2-like. Gene Ontology annotation, biological process: brain development; synaptic vesicle recycling; regulation of G protein-coupled receptor signaling pathway. Bases 112 to 2574 code for a protein of 820 amino acids. The record is from RefSeq and is a predicted model, not a curated record. Gene Ontology annotation, molecular function: GTPase activator activity; small GTPase binding. The transcript has 17 exons. Lineage: Eukaryota; Metazoa; Nemertea; Pilidiophora; Heteronemertea; Lineidae. Gene Ontology annotation, cellular component: synapse.
GAGGCUAGCUUUACAGACUAACCUUACUUAUUUUCCUUGUUCUCUGAGAGAAUCCGUCAUCAAAAUCAUCCUAUUUUCUGCCGAUUUGAAAACCUAUGUAUCGAAUCCCUGAUGUCAAGAGGGAAAAUACGACCCACUAGUGACAUAUGUGCAGAUUGCAGUGCCCUAGAUCCUACAUGGGCCUCUAUCAACCGUGGCGUUCUAAUAUGUGAUGAAUGCUGCAGUGUGCACAGAAGCCUUGGACGGCACAUAUCACAAGUCAAGUCCCUGAAGAAAGGAUCAUGGAAUCCCACAGAGUUACAGAUGGUCCACCAGCUGGUUAGCCAAGGAGCUAACAGCAUCUGGGAGCACUCUCUCCUUGAUCCAGGGCAGAACAAACAAGGGCGACGUAAGCCAAAUGCUCGCGACCCAGUACAUAAAGAGAGACAUGAGACGACCAAGGCUAAGUACAUUCCAACCAAAGCUGACUUCAUUCGUGCUAAAUACCAGUUCCUAGCAUUUUCAAAGAAGCAUCAAGAUGGUGAAUAUGUAUCGAGUGACGACUUAAACAGACAAUUGCAUUCAUGUGUGCGAACUAACAAUGUUGAGACCUGCCUUCGCCUUCUCUCACUUGGAGCUGAUCCAAAUUACUUAAAUCCAGAAAAGGGUAACUAUCCACUACAUGUGGCGGCUGCGUCUGGACAGGCUACACAGGUGGAGCUACUGGUUGUGUAUGGCUCUGAUCCUGGAGCUCCUGAUAUCCUUGGAAAGACACCUAUAGAUCAUGCAAGGAAUGAAGGGCACACUGACCUUGCUGACCGACUGGUAGAGUGUCAGUAUGAGUUGACUGAUAGGCUAGCCUACUACUUAUGUGGCAGGAAGCCAGAUCACAAGACACAGCAUUUCAUCAUCCCACAAAUGGCAGACAGUUCCCUAGACUUAUCAGAGCUGGCAAAAGCUGCCAAGAAAAAGUUACAAGCGUUAUCGAAUCAUCUGUUUGAAGAAUUGGCCAUGGAUACAUAUGAUGAGGUCGAUCGGAGAGAAAAUGACGCCAUCUGGCUUUCGACGCAGAAUCACAGCACGCUUGUCAUGGAUCGCCAGAGUAUACCUUUCUUACCAGUGAAUCCAGAGUUAUCUUCAACAAGGAAUCAGGGUCGGCAGAAGCUAGCACGAUUCAAUGCUCGUGAAUUCACUACUCUAGUCAUAGAUAUUCUUAGUGAAGCGAGGAGACGUCAGCUGGGCAUUGGCACACAGUCACAUUCACCUCCAGCUCUAGAAAGAGCACAGUACUUGGGCGUGCCAAGAAUAGUCUUAUCGUCGACGCACAGCCUCACCCCGAGUGAUGACUCAUCACUCUAUGACAGUGUGGCCUCACAAGGAGAGACACCUGAUGUCCCUCGCACAAAGAUGACCAAGUCGUUGAGUAACAUCAGUGAUGACGAGCCUUUGUAUGACAGCGUGGCGUCUGAUGAGGACUACAGUACAUUAGACCAGGACAGUAAUGAGAAGGGCGAUGAUGAGGCCAAGAAACCCGGUCCUGCAACAAGCGCGGCAGAAGAGGAGUUGACUAUCCCACUUAAAGGGAGUGUCUCUCCUUCUUCCAUGAUUUCGUUCACUGAGAGUAUGGCAUCAGGGUCUGAGCACUCUGAUAAUGCCAUCACCCUCGAGGAGUACAUGGAAGUCAAGCGAACCCUGGCCGCAUCGGAAGCCAAGUGCCAACAGCUCGAGCAGAAGGUUAAUAACCUUAGUACUGAGCUGAAGAAAGUGGUGGUUGAAAACGAGCAUUUGAAGAAGCAACCGGCUGUUCCAGAUGCCAAGUCUGUCGCUAAUGGUCAUAGCCUGAAUGCCUCCUUUAGUGCUGGUACAAUGCCACGACCUGCUAAACCUACCCCAGCUAAUCGACCACAGUCCAUGUUUGAACAAAGGGAUAACCAACGACCAGUGCCAAAAGAAAAUACUCCGAUCUGUGAAGAUCCGAUGGAGAAUGCAGAGGAGCCACCAGCUACGAAAAAGGAGAAUUAUGGUGGGCGGACCAAACCAGCACCAAAUCCAAAACCUGUGCGUAUAACGUGCGAUGAUUCAGAUUAUGAGAACACCAAGCCUAAGAGAAUCAGUGAUAGUGGAAGUCUAAGAUCUGAUAGCAGUCAAUUCACCUCCUCUGAAGGUAGCCAGACGCCGGGGACACCAAGUAAUCCGGAGGGGCAUCUUGUAGCUGCGGCAAUGUGGGACCCAGAGGAUCAGUUACCCUCGCAAGAUGAUGUGGUUAGGAAGACUGAGAGGAUUACUAAGAAGAUCCAGGAGCUACUCAUCUCGGCCCAGGAGGGCAAGCAUGCCAGUUACGCUGUGUGUUCGGAUAAGAUCCACGCUGCUGUCUUAGACAUGGCCACCAUCUUCCCUCAGAAACCAAAGACGGAGAGUAUCAAGAUGGCGCUUCAUUACCUUACCAGCAGCGCAGUCAGAUUACGGGAGGAAUGCCGCAUGGAACAAAUGGAUGGGCGCGGCCAGGUUGACCAUCGCAUUAAAACACAGCAGGUCAUUCAGUGUGCCUAUGAUAUCGCCAAAGGUGCCAAACAGUUGGUCACAAUAUUUCAGUGAGGGGUCAUGCAGGGAAGGUGACCUAAACUUUAGUUGACUUGUGACCGCAGUUUGGAUCCAUCCUUUACUAAGUGCAAUUGAAUCAUGAUUGAAAAGGUCAAAUGAGCUAUUGACAUGAAGUGUUUUAUCAAAGUGCUGAUGUAUCCCUGUGGAGGCAGAUGAAUGGACUAUAGGAAGACUUCUUUUGUUCAUGUGUAGCAUGUUAAGUGGACACUUCUCCACUAUGUAUUUAUUAAACUUUCUGAGAUCUUUCUCUAGCAAUACUAGUAUGCUAGACUUCAACCUGAUUCAUGCUCCAGCUGCUGGCUGACUAGAUAUAUGCACCAGCUAUGAUACUCACGUGUCAGGUUGGGGCAGUCGGCUUGUUGGCAUCAGCUGGCAGCAUGAGUAUGAGUAAGGCCUUUAGCUAAAGGCUUGACCUGCACCCUGUCCCAAAUCGUGCAUCCACAACUUUCUUGAUAAUGCAUGAUAUACAUACAUUUGUAUAUGUAUAAAUAACUAUAAAUAAAUUUUGUUAUGUUUCAA